Messenger RNA from Peronospora farinosa, 1473 nucleotides. NCBI's taxonomy places the organism in Eukaryota, Oomycota, Peronosporomycetes, Peronosporales, Peronosporaceae. The record is from the annotation of a GenBank genome assembly.
AUGGAUGCGUCGAUGACUUCCGAGCCGGUAUCGGACUUGGCAGUUGCAGCGCAAUACGCAGAUGCUGAGCUUCACUCAAUCACGUCGCAGUUUGCAAACUCUACGACUAUGAUCGAGGGUGUUAAAGCGCCAAUGGUGGCUGUUGUUGUCGACGACAGCGAUAGCGACAAAAGCUCGGAAGACGAAGCAACAGUGAAACAACACACUGGAAAGAGUAAGGCGCGUGAAGUCGAAGCUGCUGGCGAGAGCUCGAGUUCGAGCGACGAAGAGGACGAGGACCCUGUUAAAUUGCGGGAAGAGAUCGAAGCAGCCAUGACGAAGAAAGACAACAAGAUGAGCGGACUUUUGACGACUGAGCACGAGGUUGUGACUGCACCUGUGCGUGAGCCAGAUGUAGAGCUAACGAAGGACUGCCCUGUCAUUCACUGUGGCAGUAUCUUGAAUGUGAGUUUGCCCGGUCUCAUGAUGACGAUCAAGUCCAAUUCAAAGAGUAAACCACUGGACGAAGGGAGUGUGUUGUGUUUAGAGGACCGCACCGUGCUUGGAUGUGUGGAUGAAGUCUUUGGUCCUAUCCUGAUGCCAAUGUAUUUAGUUCGGUUUGAGAAUGCCAGCAAGAUGCCCGAGAAAGCUGCGGUCAAUACUGCUGUCUACUAUGCGACGGAGCACACAACGUACAUUAUCCCGGAGAAUAUCAAAGACAAGGGCACGGAUGCUUCGAAUUUAUUUGACGAAGAGACUGAGGAGACGGAAUUUUCAGAUGACGAAGCCGAGGCAGCUUCGAAGCGAGGAAAGCGCAAGCGAAAUCGGGGUACUGCGCCGAGCAUUUCAGGCGACAACGCUAGCUUCGUGCCGUCCUACAGCGGACGCGCAAAUCGCGGUGGACGUGGUGGUCGCGGUGGCCGUGAGGGCAACUUCACGGACUACCGUGCUCGACAAAAUACAUCGCCUCACGGAGGUCGCGGUAGGUAUGUUCAGCAGCCGCCAAUGCCCGUGAUGCCUGCUACCGGUGUGACCACAAUUCCUGCGUUUCAGACUCAACCAUACGGUGGUGUGACGAAAUACACGCAGCCAGGCGGUUUUGGCGGAGCAAGACCGCCCGCGGUGUAUGGAAACACGAAAUAUACGUCUCCUCGAGGCAACGGAGUGUCCCCACUACCCAUGCCGGCGUAUCAUGGAGUGGGUAUGCCGCAACCUCAGCAAGCUCCAUCGCGUGGCUAUUGCCAGCCCCCGCCAUCGCACAGUGCGCACAAUUUGCCUCCACACCCGCCCCAGGCCUCAUACCAGCAGUACCCUCCGCCACCGACUGCAGCUUACUUGCAGCCGCAACAAGUACUAUGCACACCUUAUGGCCAACCUCAGCCACCACGGUACCGUCAACCCCCGCCUCCACCUACGCCAGCACACUACAGAGUAAAUGGCCAGCAGCAGCCACCACCACCGCCGGGACAGCCUUACGACCAAAGGCGUUAUUAA